GUUUCCGAGGACUUAGCAAAAGGAGGUGUAAGUCAUAUCAAUAAUUACGAUAACCUCAACUAACAUCAAGUACUUAGAAGGUUUUAAAAAUCUAGCGAAUUCUUCCGGUAAUGUUAGUGGGUUAUUUAGUAUCAUAACCGUGUAUGGGAAGUGUUUUUUUUUGCAAGGAUUACGAGAAAAGAAAUCAGGAUAGAAAGAGGUGACUGUGCAUAAGUAGAACCAGUUUUGUUGUGAUCAUUUCUUAGUUGUAUAACCGUGGAGAUACGGAAAGUGUGGACGCUGGCAAGAGGACUGUUCGCUAAUGGCGUGGACGAACCCGGCCAUCAGGCUCUACUGGGUCAUCUGGCUGGCGACAAGACAUCAGACCUUGAGUGUUCAGCAGUCUUACGAGCCAUUCCAGACAACGCCCGAGCUGAUAAACAGGCACGGAUACCCCGUGGAGAGCCACACACUCGUCACAGAAGAUGGCUACCAGCUCACCCUCCAUCGAAUCCCCUACAGCGCCAAAUUCCGCCGACGUCACAGCCCUUUAGACAACAACCCUCUCAACUCUAAUGAAGCUGGGACAGAGUCUGAACCUCGAGGAGGCAGGACAGACUACGCGUUUGAAACAAGUGGCAAGCCUGCGGUGUUCCUUCAGCACGGUGUAUUGGCAAGUUCGCUGGAUUGGGUCCUCACCGGUCCUCACAAAGCUCUGGGUUACAAAUUAUCGGAUGCCGGUUAUGAUGUGUGGAUGGGAAAUCUAAGAGGAACCAUAUAUUCAACUCGGCAUAAAAAUUUCAGCAACACGCAGCCAGAAUUCUGGAACUACAGCUGGCACGAAAUUGGCAUGUAUGACCUACCUGCCAUGGUUGACUACGUGCUGCGAGUGACCGGACAUCCUGACCUCUAUUUCGUGGGUCACUCGAUGGGGGCUACUGUCGCAGUGGUAAUGCUCUCCGAGAGACCGCAGUACAACGACAAACUAAAAAUUACUAUUCUUCUCGCACCUGUCGUUAAGUUGCAACACAAUACAAGCAUCUUCCGACACUCCGCUCCACUGUGGAAGGCGCUGCAGGGAGUCAGCAGCUACUCCGGAUUGCACGGGUUCCCACCAAAUCCUCAGCUCAUACAACGACGCCUAGAGCCAGUGUGUGAGGAGCAAUACAUAGGAAGGGGGCUCUGUGCAAACAUCCUCCACACGGUGGCCGGGUACUCCAAGGAACUCAAUCAGACUCUCCUGCCGGUGUUGUUCGGGCAUUACCCGACUCAGACUUCCACCAGAACACUGUCGCACUUUCUCCAAGGAAUGAACACAGGAAAAUUUUCAAAGUACGAUUAUGGGUUGGAAGACAACAUGGCCCUUUAUAACCACGCCGAACCGUCAGAAUACAUUUUGGGCAGCAUCAGUUCUCCUGUGGCGAUAUUCUGUGGCGACAGUGACCCCUUUACGGAUCCACAGGACGUGUCCUGGCUAGCGGAUCAGUUUCCAAACCUCGUCGGCAACUACCUGGUUCCUUCUGAAUCGUUCAGCCAUCUUAGUUUCCUCUGGGCCACCAACGUGGAUGAGAUUCUGUACGACCCGAUGAUCAGGCUACUGGACCGGUACAAACUGCAAUGAAGCCGAGCCAAUGUCAAAACAUCUGGCGGCUUGACAAGACAGCGCUACAAGGCAAUCGGAGACAGUGAAGAAACAUUUGUCUUCGAAACCGCAAAUAUUCCCUAUUUUACGUACAUACGCAUAGUUUUAUAUUCAUGUAACACGGGUGAAAGUACUGCAUUAUCUUCAAUUAUUGUAGGUGAUGACAGACGUUCAUGGAAAGGUACACUUUAGUGCUAAGUCCCCCCUGAAAAUGCCUUCGCUUCUAGGAAGGCCGCUGGCAUUGGAGGAAGAGAUGUAUUAAUUAAACAGGAAUGCGAUGACAAAUUUUUUAAAGCCGUUUCACACGCUGACCAUGCAAAUACAUCAUUGUCACAAUUGGAACGUUGAUUAGUGUACAGAUAAAAUAAUAUUUACAAACUACGUGCUUCUGCCAUGUGUUUCGCUUUCGGAUAUUAUUUCUUCAAAGUGCCAAAUUCCAUGGAGUAGAGUCCUUGGGAAAACGACGGUGUCAGUUAGGAACAGAUUUCUCGCCUUUCAUGGAAAUCGAAAGUUCAUUACGGUAUUCACCAGCCAGAAUCCUGAGACACAUCAAUCCAGUCUACAUCCUCCUAACCGAUCCAUUUUAAUAUUGUCCUCACAUCUACGUCCACAUCGUCCGAAUGGUUUAAUCGUUUCAGACAUUCCAACUAACAUUUUGUACCCAAUUCUCAUCUAACCAAACGUCUAUCUGCUUUCUCAUCGCAAUAUCCUUUAAUUGUCCAUUAAAAUACGGUGAAAAGUA
Messenger RNA from Zootermopsis nevadensis, 2363 nucleotides. RefSeq names its product lipase 3. The record is from RefSeq and is a predicted model, not a curated record. Lineage: Eukaryota; Metazoa; Arthropoda; Insecta; Blattodea; Termopsidae. Gene Ontology annotation, biological process: lipid metabolic process. Gene Ontology annotation, molecular function: hydrolase activity, acting on ester bonds.